Molecule: messenger RNA, 3585 nt
Organism: Lethenteron reissneri (Far Eastern brook lamprey)
Lineage: Eukaryota; Metazoa; Chordata; Hyperoartia; Petromyzontiformes; Petromyzontidae
Gene: SLC5A10
Product: solute carrier family 5 member 10
Biological process (GO): transmembrane transport
Cellular component (GO): plasma membrane
Molecular function (GO): D-glucose:sodium symporter activity
Source: RefSeq, a predicted model, not a curated record
CACAUAUCUGAACCAGUCCUGGGCCUCCCCUAGGUCGACUCAGCUUCAAAUGAGUGCCAGGUGCAAUGAGUAAACAUCAGAACUGGGGAGACAAAGGUGGCCAGGCGUGGUGCUGGCCACCCUCUUGUGGCGUGCCGGCCUUCAUAUGUGCUCGCUAACGGCACUUGCCCCAACAGUGUGUUUAGGUAAAAAUGUUAGAUCUUUGUCUUUGCCUGUUUGGGUGAGUGUAGCAGCUGUGUGUGUGUGAGUCUGCCUGUUGGUGGUGGGAGGUCGUGACAGGUGGAUGUGUCCUGUACGAUGAGAGAACACACGGGCACGGCCGGGCGACACAUGGCACCACUAUCCACCACUCCGACUUUUCCAGACCAUUACCUCCCUCCGCCCCUCCGUGAUCCUCGCGAGGGGUUAACGAGGGGAACAAACACGGGGGACGGAGCUCGGCAAGCCGGCGCUGGGGCGAGGGGGGUGUUGUCAAUUGCGCGGCGAUGCGUGUCCCGGUGUCCCCCCUCCCAUCCUGUCCCCCCUCACCGGCCCCGCCGCGAGGGGCCUCACCUCGUCCCACUUGCGUGCUGGAGGCGACAGCAGCAGCAGCAGCAAGGGCCGAGAUGGAGGAGGGGAACAGCAGCAGCCACCGCCCGGGGAACGAGACGGAGCCCGGGUACGGGAUGGGCGCCUCAUUCAGCACCGCCGACAUCGUGGUGAUCGCCGCCUACUUCGCGCUCAACGUCCUCGUGGGCGUGUGGUCAUCGUGCCGCGUGAGCCGCAACACCUUGCAGGGCUACUUCCUCGCCGGGAGGGACAUGGCGUGGUGGCCGAUCGGAGCGUCUCUGUUCGCCAGCAGCGAGGGCUCGGGGCUCUUCAUCGGCCUCGCGGGGACCGGCGCAGCAAGCGGCAUCGCGGUGGCGGGGUUCGAGUGGAACGCCACCUACGUGCUCCUGGCGCUCGCCUGGGUGUUCGUGCCCGUGUACAUCUCAGCAGAGAUCGUGACGAUGCCCGAGUACCUGCAGAAGCGUUUCGGCGGGGAGCGCAUCCGCAUGUACCUGUCCGCGCUCUCCCUCCUGCUCUCCGUCUUCACCAAGAUUUCCACCGACCUCUACUCGGGGGCGCUGUUCAUCCACGUGUGUCUCGGGUGGAACCUCUACCUCUCCACGGUGCUCAUGCUGGUGGUGACAGCACUCUACACCAUCGCGGGGGGCCUCGCUGCCGUCAUCUACACGGAUGCGCUGCAGACGGUCAUCAUGAUCAUCGGGGCCGUGAUCCUCAGCGUGUCCGCGUUCCGACAGAUCGGGGGCUACGCAAGGCUGGAGGAGGUUUACCUGCGUGCGAUACCAGCGCGCAUCAUCCCCAACGCCAGCUGCCACUUGCCGCGCGCCGACGCCAUGCACAUGUUCCGCGACGCGCGCUCCGGGGACCUGCCCUGGCCCGGGAUGCUCUUCGGCCUCUCCAUCCUAGCCACUUGGUACUGGUGCACGGACCAGGUGAUCGUGCAGCGCUCGCUGUCCGCCAAGAACCUGAGCCAUGCCAAGGGUGGCUCCAUUUUAGCGAGCUACCUCAAGAUGCUGCCCAUGGGGCUCAUCAUCAUGCCUGGCAUGAUCAGCCGUGCUCUCUACCCCGACUCUGUGGGCUGUGUGGACCCGGGCGAGUGUCGCAAGGUGUGUGGCUCGGAGGUCGGCUGCUCCAACAUCGCCUACCCCAAGCUCGUCAUUGAACUCAUGCCCAGCGGACUGCGAGGACUUAUGAUCGCUGUGAUGAUGGCUGCCCUCAUGUCCUCCCUCACCUCCAUCUUCAACUCUUCCAGCACACUCUUCACCAUGGACAUCUGGAAGAAGUUCCGGCGCCGUGCCUCUGAGCGGGAGCUGCUGCUUGUUGGAAGGUGCUCGCUGACAGUACUUGCCCCGACAGCCUGUGUGGGCUACACAGGGGAUCUGUGUCUCUGCGUGCUGCCCAGGCUGGUAACCGUGAUACUGGUGGCCGCGAGCCUCGUCUGGAUCCCCAUCUUACAAAGCGCCAACAGCGGGCAGCUCUACGUGUACAUCCAGUCGGUGACGAGCUACCUGGCGCCGCCCGUCACCGCCGUGUUCGUGCUCGCCGUCUUCUGGGAACGCACCAACGAGAAGGGCGCCUUCUGGGGGAUGAUGGUGGGGCUGGCGCUGGGCGUGAUGCGCAUGGUGCUCGAGUUUGUGCACCCGCCGGGGCGGUGCGGCGAGGCCGACCUGCGCCCCACCAUCGCCCGCCUGCACUACCUCUACUUCGCCAUCAUCCUGUGCGGCCUCAGUGCCAUCGUCAUCGUCGCCGUCAGCCUCCUCACCGAGCCACAGCCACGCGACCAGGUGGUGGGGCUCACGUGGAGGACCGCGUCGCACAGGGCCGCGCGUCGGCGGCGCACUCUCCCCGCCACCACCACCACCCCCCCGCACAAAGGUUGCGGGGAGCCUGGCUGCUCUCGCCCCUGGGGGGGGGCCGGCAGGGGACUGUGCGUCGGUGAUGCGGCCCCGCCGCCCCCCGCCGUGGUGGCCCCGCGGGGCCAGGCCGCGAGGGAUGAGGGCGAGCGGCCCCUGUGGGCCCGGGUCUGCUGCAUCAACGCCGUCGUCCUAAUCGGCGUCAACAUCUACUUCUACGGCUACUUCGCUUAGAGGCGUGGCCGUCGAGGAGCAGAUGCCACUCAUCAGCACGCUCACCGGACUCAUAAUUACGCACUCACUUCGGCCAGAAUGAUCCGACGCCCUGCUGAUCUGAUUGGAUGUUUAUUGAUUAAACUCAACUCUUGUUCAGCAGGGAGCUGCCAAGCUCACACUUGGGGGUGAUAUUGUUGCUGCUGUGUAAUUCCAGUUGAGUAAUUUGCAGGUAAUUUUCAGCAUUGGGAUAUUUGGCCAAUCCCAGACAACAUGUGUGUGUUUUUAGCUACGAGAGGAAAUCAGAAAACCCAGAGGAAACCCACGCACAGCAGGGGAAACCAUACAAACUCCACACAGAGAGGUUCCCGGGUACGGACUCCGACACGACUGCGCUGCCGUCUUGCCGCCUGGUGUGCUGGUCGAGUCUGGAAUGGAAUCCAACUCAAAGAAGCCACACAUCGCGCCUAUUUAUAUUUUACACAUCCCAUCACUCAUGCUAAUGAGACGCUGCACUGGUCCACAGUUUGGCUUGUAAAUCUUGACUCAAAGCUUUCGUGACUCAGGAAUUCAUAUUCCUUGGGUCUUUCGGUAAAGUCACAUUAUUUUCUUUGAAGCUAUCUACAUGGCUUUACCUAAAGACCCAAAUAAAAUAGCUUUUGCUUGUGUUGAACCAAUAAUGCUCAAAUGUUUCGCAGAAGGAUGUGGCCAAUGGAACGAAUCGAGAUAAUCGACUGCCAAUGUCCGCUCCAGCCCCACAAUGCGGCAGGACACAUCCCCACCUCCCAGCGAAGCUCCCCAUCGCACCACUCCACGCACACGAAUUCUCAUCGAAGUGCUCGUUAACGUUACUGCUUACGAGGACCUUAAUUGGCAUUGGCGAUUUUAUUGACAUGAUGCAUGUGCUUGCUAAAACAAUUGGUUGUGUAUGAAACACACUCCAGAAAUCCAGCGAAUAAAGAUCCUGAGGUUC